GAGUCGAUUUACUCGCCACCAACCGUGUUUUCGUCGUGUUUAAUUGUAACUCCCCUUUUUUAAAAAUGUGUUUUGGUUUCUGAAUUAAAACAGAGAAACUGUUAAUUGUGAAAUUAUUUCGUAAAGCAGAGACGAAAAGUCGGUAGAAAACACCGAAAGCCAGAAGCCCGUGUGUGUGUGUGUGUGUAUAACUCGUCUUGACACGUAGAGGAAGGAUGUCUCUAGGAGAAAAUUCGAGCUCACCAUGAAACACGCAGAGAGUGUUCGGAGCAUCUGCUCCAUCCUGUACCUGGUUUGCGCAUUCGGUGUUUGCAACACAGAGCCAGAGUGGGGUGCCUGGGGGUCGGGGCUGGCGGAGCUGCUGCACAGCUUUCCAGCCGACAGUCCAUUCGUUGCUGCAGGAUCGUCAGUUAAUUGCUCCCAGCGUUUCUGGCUCCCUUCAUCCUCGCCUGUCUGCUGGGAGAAUGUGGCUGGACCGGAAGACUUUGAAAAGUCCCGAAUGAUGGUGCUACAGAACCGUGCAGCUCUUAGUAAGGUCUCAGCAGCCAGCGGCGUGGCAGAGGGGAACAGGUCCUAUAGUGAGGUGGCCAAAGAUGAUGUUCACGGAGUCCGGGCAGAUCACCUGGAUAUCGUGGAGACUGCAAACACCAUGCAGCAGGUAUUCCAAAGCCUGGAGGAGCGGAGGAAGGAGAUCACAGAGUACUGGACCCUAGGAAGCUUAAAGGACCGGAUCAGUGUGACAGAGGACUCCAUACAGGACAGAAUCCGCUUUGCAGGUCUACUGGAGAAGCAGUUAGCUGGCCUGGAGGGGUCUUUUCACACCCUGCAGCUCAGAAUCAUCAAGUUACUGGCAAGAUGACUGCAGCAAUACACAGCAUGUUCUGAAAAAAAAAACUUAUUUGCAUGCAUGCAUGCCUGCCUUCGUACCUGCUUGUCAUUCUCAAAUUAAAACCAUGCUCUUCUUGUAAUGAGAUAUAUAUAGAUACAGAUACACUAUUCACCAGACAGAAUACCAAGGGGGUAAACUAAUACUGUAAAUCAAAAGAGGUUAAGUUAACUACGCAUACAAAACUUGACGAUUGUGUGAAUAAUUGCCUAUGUAUAUGGCUAAAGCGUGUGGUCCCCUCAGAUGUUUAAGACAACCUGCACGACCACUCCUUGUAAUCCAGCAGUCUGGGGAACCUACAUAUUCUAAUCUCCACCAGCAGGGGUCACUACUGUUCAGCCAGUCAAAACCACAAAAGAACUCUACAAUUAUAGUUAUAUAUAUAAAAAAAAGUUUAUUAACAAAAAAAAAAACAACAA
This is a messenger RNA of Acipenser ruthenus (sterlet), 1305 nucleotides long. RefSeq lists its product as uncharacterized. The transcript is spliced from 3 exons. The record is from RefSeq and is a predicted model, not a curated record. Bases 245 to 859 code for a protein of 204 amino acids. Lineage: Eukaryota; Metazoa; Chordata; Actinopteri; Acipenseriformes; Acipenseridae.